AGCGCAAAUCCUAGCAAUAUGCGACGACAUCAGAGCCCAGCCCGCCCUCGCUCGCUUUCCACCGUCGGUCCUCCGACAGUCCGACGUUUACGCGGGCCAUCCGUUUCCGCCGGAGCAGUGAGGCGAAGGCACCCGGCAGCCGCGGCCGCCGCGGCGCCGCCGCAUCCAUGGCUGGCCGACCGCCCGCAGCGCCGCUAGUUGGCACCGCCUUGGCCUCCGGUACCAGGCGUACCACCCCUCGAUUGUGCCAAAACCCACGGGUAUCUACUCCUGUCUGCCUCGAUCCAGCCCGGCAUGCAGUAGCAAUCUGCUGCCGACUCUUACGACUAGCGUCCUGCGCGCUGCGGCGGAUCUGCAGGCGUCACUAUUGCAUCCGCGAAAAUUUCUCUUCUUGGGAAAAAAAUGCUUGACUGAUUCCAAAGACCGACAAAUCAACCAAUCGGCUGCUUCUGGGUACAUUCUCGGAGCGAAUGGACUGGUUAUACCACGUGGGUUCGCUCCCCGUCGCACUCGCACGGUCGCACCAAAGCCACAGACUCGAUCUGGCCAAAAAGUCACGGUUUGGAGAGCACCGGCUGGUGAAGCUCGAUCGAGGGGAGGAAAUAAAGCUGCUCCGUGCUCGCCUUGGCUGGAGAAAGCCAGUCCUUGUGGCCGUUUGCCGGCGUUGAGGAGGUUAAGCCUGACACCGAGGUGUGCACGGUGCUCAGCAGUGAUACCCUUCCACAGACCCCGCAUAGUGCGGGAAGCCUACGGCACUGGGUACGCCCUACAGGUGCUCAGCAGUGUGGUAAAUGUGCUUUGGUAUAUACACCAGAACUUGCAGUGAAUAAGAUUAUGAUUGGAAAUCUCAUACACUGCCAUGAUAAGGUAAAACAUGAAGCUGGCAUCAAUGGCAAUAUUAAGAUUUUUACAGAAGAUGAGAUUAAAAGAAUUACCAACAACUUUAACACUCUUAUCGGAAAAGGUGGCUUUGGAGAAGUUUAUAGGGGAACCCUUGAUGAUGACAAUGAGCCUGUAGCUGUGAAGAAAUAUAUCAAUGAAGAUUUGAGAGAAGUGUUUAUGGAAGAAGUACGCAUCCAUAGUAAAAUUAGCCACAAGAAUGUGGUGAAGCUAAUAGGCUAUUGCAUUGGGAAAAGUACUCUCAUGAUCGUAAUGGAGUAUAUGUCCACAGGAAAUCUCAAUGACAUACUCCACUGCACUGAAAUUUCGAUCCCUUUGGAUGUAAGAUUGGGUAUUGCUAUAGGGUGUGCAGAGGCAUUGAGCUACAUGCAUUCAAUGCAUUUAUCAUCUGGCAACCUUAUCUGUCAUGGUGAUGUUAAGCCUGCCAACAUACUUCUAAAUGACAAUUUGACAGCAAAAAUAACCGAUUUUGGGGUUUCAAGGCUUCUGGUUGGUGGCAUCACUCAGUACACGACAAGUGUAAAAGGAAGUAUAGAUUACAUGGAUCCUAUAUAUAUUCAAGAAGGCCGUCUUACUCCAAGGAGUGAUGUUUAUAGCUUUGGAUUAGUUCUCUGUGAACUAAUAUCUAGAAAAAGGAUAAGAAAAGGUGACAUUAACCUCAUUUUAUAUGUCAAUAAAGGCUCCGCAAGUGGUAAAGGGUUUAGAGAAAUGUCUGAUGCUGCAAUUGCAAAUGAGGACAAUAUGAAGAUUCUCAAAGAAAUGAAGAAAUUGGCAACUGAAUGUGUAUCACUGAGCAUUUAUAGGCGUCCUCAGAUGACUGAUGUGGUCAGACGCCUUCGGAUGCUGAGAAAAGAAUUAAAGGAGAGACAUGAAUAUUAUUCAGAGUCAAUUUUGGCAUCACACCAUUCAUGGCGCAAAAACAACAAGCAAGAGAUAAUCAUGCCCACCUAUAAUUCUAAGAUGCAGAUCAAGAAGAGUCUGGGCUUUUUCAAGAGGAGCCUUAGUAACUCUAAGAUCCAAUCGGAACCCAGCGAUGUGAGGAUUUUCACACAGGAGGAGCUAAAAGAAGUCACGAAUAACUACUCUUAUCUAAUCAGUGGAGGUACUUCAGGUAAAGUUUACAGAGGAACACUCGAGGACAAUACGGUGGUAGCGGUGAGAAUAUUUUCUGAAGUACUCGAGGGCUUUGAAGAAGCGUUCGUCAAUGGUGGGAUGAUCCUGUCUCAGAUAUCCCAUAGGAACAUCAUCAAACUGGUGGGAUAUUGCUUGGACGCUGACUGCCCAGCUUUCUUGUAUGAGUACGCUGCUAAGGGCAGCCUAUCUGAUGUUCUGGACGGGCAUGAAGACUUCCCACUGGAUCUACGUGCGAAGAUCGUGGUGAAGAUCGCAGAAGCAUUAGAAUACCUCCAUUCACCAGCAACUGGUAUUAUCAGACACGGCUAUGUUGUGCCAUCCAAGAUACUCGUAGACAAUAAUUUCAUGCCAAAGCUCACCGGCUUUUCAUGGGCAAGGAGGCUUAUCCAGGAGAGUAACACUACUGCCAGCGACGACGUAAUUUCUAGUCAUCAGCAUCCAUCGAGCGGGUUCAACAACGACCCGAUCCACGACCACUAUGUGUCGCUAAAACUGAAGACCGAUGUGUACCAGUUCGGUGUCCUCCUCCUGACACUGAUUAGCAGGAAGAGCUUUGUGUUUUACGCCGAUCACGACGGCCUCGUCUCGCAGUUCCUCACAGCUUGCCAGGAAGAUGGCAGUGGAAGGGCGUUCUUUGAUGAUGAUGUUGCAGUCCAUGGUGGAGAUGUUGUUCUGCUUGAGGAGAUGGGGAGGCUGUCGCUGAAGUGUGUUUGUGAGGAAAUCGAGCAGAGACCAACGAUGCGAGAAGUGGCAGAGCACCUUCGGAUGAUCACGAGAUCUUGGAAGGACUUCAGCGGGAGCUACGCAGGAGCUGAAGGCAAUACUCCUGAGAGGCCACCUAGUUCAGACAUUGGAGAUUGACCAUGAGCAAUCCUGUACAUACGACAGUGAAUGAUAGAUGUGUUGUUUGUAUUGUUUCGUGGUCAGUGUUAGACUGCUGUUUACGUGUAGCUGCUGCUAUUGUUGUAUGUGUAGCUGCUAGGGGUGUAAAUGGUACGGAUAUUAUCUGUCUGUAUUAUAAUUCGAUCUGUCUAAAAGGGCUGAGAUCUGAUCCAUAUCUGAGUCUGGGUAUUGAUUAUCCGACCAGAUCCGAUUUUUA
Messenger RNA from Zea mays, 3133 nucleotides. Its product is annotated as wall-associated receptor kinase 3. The coding region runs from base 835 to 2895 and encodes 686 amino acids. The transcript has 3 exons. Gene Ontology annotation, biological process: protein phosphorylation; cell surface receptor signaling pathway. Gene Ontology annotation, cellular component: plasma membrane. The record is from RefSeq and is a predicted model, not a curated record. Gene Ontology annotation, molecular function: ATP binding; protein serine/threonine kinase activity. NCBI's taxonomy places the organism in Eukaryota, Viridiplantae, Streptophyta, Magnoliopsida, Poales, Poaceae.